Prunus persica (peach) is the source of this 3336-nucleotide messenger RNA. RefSeq lists its product as uncharacterized. Gene Ontology annotation, molecular function: protein binding. Lineage: Eukaryota; Viridiplantae; Streptophyta; Magnoliopsida; Rosales; Rosaceae. The record is from RefSeq and is a predicted model, not a curated record. The transcript has 6 exons. Bases 398 to 3214 code for a protein of 938 amino acids.
UUUAAUUUCUACUACAUCUAAUAUUAUCGUUGACGAACGUUGACGUGACAAUGACAAUGACAAUGAGAGAAAAAAACAUUGUCACGUCAACAGACACCUGUCAUUAACAUUUCAAAGGCUAACCGCCACAUGCAAAGCAACUCAUAGGCUUUUCGAUCAAUUUAUUGUGUGUGUGCCUUUAUCAAAAAGAAAAUUGUUGCGUGCCCUUAUCAAAAAGAAAAACGCUUGUGUGCCCUGUAACCGCCUCUUCCCCACGUUUAGGAAAAUGUAGGAAAACGAAACACGAACUUGUUCGCCAACCCAACACCACCCCCAAAACGGUGUCUCCUCCACAAUUCUUUCUUCUACAACCAGUCCCUGCAACUUCUCUCAAUUCAAUCCCAUCCCACACACAAACAUGGACCGCUUCUCAGAUUUACCCGAGCCCCUCCUCGUCACCAUAAUCUCCUUCUUGCCCUUCAAAGAAGCAGCAAGAACCUCUCUUUUCUCCAAGCGUUGGCGCCACCUUUGGCGUUCCACCCAAACCAUCGACUUCAACGCGCGUUUCUUCAUCAACGUCGACGCAAGCAGAGAGGUGCAGAGACAAGUCUUCCUUGAUUUUGUGCGGCACUGGAUCGCAAACUACCAACAACCCACUAUAAGCAAAUUCUCUCUCGCACUCUCUCAGCCGAGAAAUUCCCAAAUGGUCGUGGAAAAUUGCAUCACCUUUUCUCUUGCGCGCAACGUCAAACACCUGGUGCUUGAUUUUUCUGACCCCACAUGGAAUGAAGAUGACUUUGAAGGUCUUGCCGAUCCGACGUCGUAUGAGUUGCCUCUCUCUGUUUAUGGCCAUGAACAAGUUCUUGAAUCUCUGACUCUGUUUUCUUGCAAGUUUAAUCCUUCUGGGUUCAAGAAUUUUGGGUUGCUUCAAGAAGUUUCGUUGGGUUGGGUUGAAGUGGGAGCAUGCACUCUCAAUGCUUUGCUUGUGAACUGUGGGUAUCUUGAGAGUUUGAGCUUGAAACACUGUUGGAGCAUGGAGAACUUCCUUCGUGUUUGUGGAAGGGGCUUAAGGCUGAAAACUUUGGUGGUUUAUAAGUGCAGGUUUUAUCAUCCUUGUUUUGUAGUUGAGGUACCAAAUCUGAGUUGCUUGAGGUACACUGGGACCCUGCCAAGUUUUGAUAUAUCCAGAAAUAAUAGAGGCUUAGAUGAGGUGGAGCUUGACUUUGGGCUUGAGUCUGUGUGCAGUUGUUCUAUGGCUGAUUUUCUCUAUAAGCUCUUCUUUCAAGUCUUCCCCUUGAGGGCAUUGACUGUUUGCACCUACAUACUUCAGGUUGUUAGCAUGGGAGAGGAUUUCAUUGGUAUGGAGCCGUCUUUUCCCCUUACACACUUGACAUUAAAAACAGCAAUGCAUGACUACGAACAAGUCGGCAUCCGAUAUUUCUUGAAUAGCUGUCCUCAUUUGGAAACUCUUGAGAUCCAAUUAGGCCCCGGCAGAAUUUUUCAUGAUGAUUAUGAAGCUCCAUAUAAUCCACUGGAUCCUCAUGAACUGUGGAUCCGCCAUCCAGUAGUUUUCUCGUGCGUGACUCAAACUUUGAGGGAGGUUGAGAUCAAGGGUUUCAAGGGGACACCAAAUGAGAUUUACGUGCUGAACUAUCUGGUCACCAAUGGCCGUGUCAUGAAAAAGCUUACUGUGAUUACUUCCAGGGAAAUGAGCAAUCGAGGAAACCCAACAGUUUAUCGGAAUAUUGCCAAAGAAGCGCUUAUGAUCAAAAGUGCCUCGCAAAAUCUGCUCAUAACGUUCGUCUUCUAUAAAAGAAAAUUCUUCAAUCUCACCCCACAAACAGAGUCAAACAUGGACCGGCUCUCAACUUUGCCUGAGCCUCUCCUUCUCAUCAUAAUCUCACUUUUGCCCUUCAAAGAAGCCGUAAGAACCUGCGUUUUGUCCACCAGUUGGCGUCACCUUUGGCGUUCAACCGCAAACAUUGAGUUCAAUGAACAUUUCUUUGCGAACGUCGAUGCAAGGAGAGAAAUUCAGAGACAAGUUUUCAUUGACUUUGCGCAGCAAUGGAUUGCAAACUACCAAGAAGACAACAUAGAUAAGUUUUCUCUCACAUUUUCUCACCCUAGAAAUUCCCAAAUCUUCGUCGAAAACUGUCUCAAGUUUUCUCUUGCUCGCCAUGUCAAACACUUGGGGCUUGAUUUCUCUGAACCCACCUGGGAUUUAUCUGAUCCUGGCGACAACCCUCAUCCGGUGUCGUUUGAUCUGCCUUCCCAAGUCUACAGCCAUCAUGUUCUUGAGUCUUUAACUCUUUCUUCCUACAAUUUUGUUGUGUCUGAGUUCAAGAACUUUAGGUUCCUUAAACAUGUUUCUUUGGCUUGGGUUGAAUUUAGGGCUUCUACUGUCAAGGCUCUGUUAGUUAACUGUGGGCUGCUUGAGAGUCUAAAUCUAAAGCAGUGUUGGAACACCAACAGCGUUGAUGUCUGUGGACAGGACUUAAAGCUAACCUCUUUGGUUGUCGAUAGGUGCAUGUGUUCGGGUUAUCAGAGGAUUUCAAUUGAGGCAUCGAACCUAAAAUAUUUGAGAUUUGCUGGCUUUGUGGCCAUCUUUGAUGUGAACUCAACUGGAGGCUUGGAAGAAGUUGACCUUGAUUUUGGUCUUGCUUCUAUGUGUGAUGAAGAUAGUGGUUAUCUUCUUUAUGACCUCCUGUGUGAAGUUUACCCUUCGAGGGCUUUGACUGUUUGCAGUUACACGCUCCAGGCUAUUACCAUGGGACCGGAGCCAAUUGGUAUGGAACCGCGUUUGAGCGUCACAAACUUGACCUUAAAGACUGCUAUGCAUUACAAUGAACAAAAGGGGAUCAAGUUUUUCCUAACUAGUUGUCCUCUGUUGGAGACUCUCACCAUCGACAUACGACGCGGGACAAUUUUUCUCCAUGAAGAUGAAGCUCCAUUUCAUGCACUCAACCCUUUUGAUGUUUGGAUCGAAAACCCGAUAGUUUACUCUUGCAUAAUCCGAACUCUGAGAGAGGUGGAGAUCAAGGGCUUCAAGGGGACACAAAAUGAGUUCUAUUUACUGGCCUAUCUGGUCCUCCAUGGUCGUGUCAUGCAGAAGCUUACUGUGGUUACCUCAAGGGAAAUCAACAACCAUGGAAACCCUGCAGUAUACCGAAGUGUAGCUGAGAAACUGUAUGCAUUGAGACGUGCCUCACAACAUCUGCAAAUUACCAUUUUGUAAAGAGAAAUAACAAAAUUUGAUGGAUGUUUUAAUUAUUUUCGUGUGCGUUUGAAGUUUGAAGCUCAUGUAGUCACUGUACUAUUACUCGAUUCUUAUUGUAGUCCCUCAGUUUGGGUUUUGAA